AUGGGAUCGGAGAGCGGGAGCCAGGCCAUCUUAGAAAAGCACAAGUACUUCCACCAGCUUGACUCGAUUUUAGGAAGGAGAGCCUACGACGCCGAUGUGAGUUCUGAUGAGGACGAAGACGACGCCUUUGACGAAGAGGAAGAGGCUCUCCGGAGAAAGUGCCGCGGGUUUCUCAAGGACGCGCAUGCGCCCACGCGCCGCAUAGCAACUCCUUUGAACUCAUCUCAAUCCUCUCUCUCGGCGUCCCAGACCCGGCCUGGGGUACCUCCCAAAAGGGUUGUCUCUGCCCCUUUACCUACCACUAUUGCCAUAGAGGCUACUCCGGUGAGCGAGCAUCCGCGGAAGCGCGCCGGAGAGGCUGCCGUGAUAGACUUGACGGCUUCAUUUGUUGAAGAGACCCCCGAGCGAGACUACGCCCUUGUUACGCAAGAGGACGGCCGCUGCUACUCUCCUCAACUUGGAAAACGACUCGCCCUCUAUAUCCUUGGCCAUGAAGAAGCAUCGAAUCUUCUCCGGCUUGCGCUUUUUUACAUUCCUGACAACGACGUCGCCCCAUUGAGGAGGGCCCGUAUAACCAAAGCGCGGGAGCACGGAGCUGCUUGGACAAGGGAUAUGGCUGAGGCCACCCACAUCGUCGUAGACAAGCACCUCAAAUUCGCUGAUAUCGCGGCAACUUUGGAGACCCGCCCCACCUCCGAGGACGCUGCCCUUGUCAACGACGAAUUCCCCCUCGAUUGCAUCUCUUUUAAACAUCUUCUUAAUCCCCGCCAGCUCAAGUAUCGGGUCGCCGGCGACCCUAGUGGAGUGGCCACUGGGGAAAAGCCCGAAGACUCGACAUCUCCGGGCAAGACGACAGUCGCCCGGAAGCAGAGGGAUUCGCCGCCCCUGAGGCACCCGCACGCCAACGCAAAGAUAUGGACUCAUCUGCCGAAUUUUGGUACCCAGUCCCAGGACUCCGGGCCCCCGCCACCCCUUGAGGACCCGGGUUCCGGUGCCCAGCUUGACCCAACGCGCGACCACAUUGUGAUCUCUGACGACUCGCAACCGGUGCCGCCAAAAGAGGACCUUGUCGGGGACGAGCUCUCGGGCUAUAUCAACAUGAUGCAGCAGUAUAGAGCCCUUCCGCUUGAUGAUGAGCUUGAAGAUGAGGGCGGUGAAGAUGACGCUGCCACCACCAUCGUCGCCUCCGACGAUGACAACCCGGGCAAAGGGUCUAGCUCCGAAGAAGAAGAGCUGCGGAGGAAGACUCGCCGCACCACCUCGGCAGCCGCCGCUAAGCGCGUCAAGAAGAGUCUCAAGUUUGAGGAGCGUUUUGCCUGCAACCAGGGCGGCACCCGAGACAAGGCUGACGAGUGCCCCAACGCACGCACCGUGGAGGUGCUUCAGGAAAUGUGCACCUACUACACGCGCAUGAACGAUACCUGGCGGACCCUUGGGUAUCGCAAGGCCAUCAAGACUCUCCAGCGCCAGGACUCCAAGAUUCGCACCGCCGAGGAGGCUCGCCUACUACCUAAUAUCGGGGACCGCCUCGCCCUCAAGAUUGAGGAGAUUGUCACCACCGACAGGCUGCAGAGGCUCGAGUACGCCCACGCUGAGCCCCUUGACGCGGUCCUGCAGCUGUUCCUCAACAUCUACGGCGUCGGGCUGUCCCAGGCGAACCAGUGGAUCGCUCAGGGUUUCCGGACCCUCGACGACCUGCGCGACAAGGCCAAGCUUACGCCCAACCAGCGCAUCGGCGUCGAGGCCCUCGGCGACUUUGUCAAGAGCGCCGCCCGGCGACUCGACCCGGCCGUUGAGCUCAUCGUCGGUGGGAGCUAUCGCCGAGGCGCCGAGUCCUCCCACGACAUUGAUUUCAUCGUCACCAAGGCCGGCACUAGGACCACCACCGACCUCGCUCCGUUCCUGGCCAAGCUGCUCGCCCGCCUCGAGGCUGAUGGCUUCAUCGUCGCUACCCUCGCUGCAUCUCGUACCCGAACCGACCCAAGCAAGUGGCAUGGCUGUUGCGUCCUCCCGAUGGCCUCCCCAGACCCGCAAAUCGCGAACCCCGACCAGGCCACGGCCGCCACCACGGCUACCCGGAACUCACCCAUCUGGCGGCGCAUCGACUUCCUCCUCGUCCCCGAGACGGAAAUGGGCGCCGCCCUCAUCUACUUCACCGGCAACGACAUCUUCAACCGCAGCAUGCGCCUCCUCGCCUCUCGCAAGGGCAUGCGCCUGAACCAGAGAGGCUUGUACGAGGGCGUCAUGAGGGGCCCGGCCGCCAGAAGCUCACAGAGGGAACGCUGGUCGAGGGCAGGAGCGAAAAGAGAAUCUUUGAGAUUUUAG
Molecule: messenger RNA, 2325 nt
Organism: Parascedosporium putredinis
Lineage: Eukaryota; Fungi; Ascomycota; Sordariomycetes; Microascales; Microascaceae
Source: the annotation of a GenBank genome assembly